CGAAGAUUAUUUUGCGGUUUUCGGCCCGAGAUUCCAGCCACACUUGAUAUCGAACUUCCAUAAUGGGUAAUACCAACACGCGACAAGUCUGUCUAUUGUGUCCUGCUCGCAUAGCCAUGGAUCCAACAUCCCGCCUUCCAUUAGAGCUCGUUCAAAAAAUAUUUCGGCACUACUUAUAUGAUCGCGAGAUCCCCGUUCAAUCCUUUGAUCAUUCCGAUGGUCUUUGGGUCCUAGGACAGGUAAAUAGGGCCUGGAGAGAUGCAACGUUCUCCGAUCCAUCUUUGUGGUCGUCUAUCAAUGCAUCAUUCGCAUAUGGUGACCCUCGCAGGAUUGAGAACAUCGAUGGUACACGGGGCGUAACCCUCAAUGAUGGCGUUGUUAAAAGUCUCACGUACAUUCUCGCUCACUCAGAAAAUGUCCCACUCUCUCUCUAUCUUCGCUUCUUCGUCCGAAGUCCUAGUGAUAAGGCCUUCCCAGCGUGGAGAAGCUUUUUCUCCCUUCUUAUAGCACAAUGCCGUCGAUUUCGAUCCUUUGAUUUUGUAGUGCCCACUGAAAUCUGGGAUUAUUGGACCAGGACCUCACCACGCUUUCCACUCCUCAAGGAGCUGAACGAUAUAUUUGACACUGAUUGGCUCGUCCCAGUCAUGUCGACUAGAUUUAUGCGUCACAACAUGCACGCCGAUGAUGUCGCUCCCACUUCUCGUAUUCAGAUGCCGCAGCUUCAUCGUCUUGCUGUGCACACUCAAUUCUUCCUCGAUUCUAUCACUGCACCAAACCUGAAGUCCCUGAUAAUGACCGAUAGCCCUUCUGCAACGACUUCCACCCAUGCACCGCCUCUAGUUCACUUCCUCCACCGCUCUAAAUGUGCUCUGACAGAUAUUGAUUUUUCUUGGCGUGGUACCCUUGAUGAGCUCUUCACCGUACUGUCCAGCCUGCCGAUGCUUGAAUCGCUAUCAUUCCGCAGCGACUUUGAGAUCGCAUUUUAUGAGAGGAUGAAGUUGCCAUCCUCGAUAUUACCCAUGCUACGCGCAUUCACUCAUCAGCUCUAUAUUUCUGUGGAGUGUCAGCUAUGGUUACUCGGUCGCAGUGGAGAUGUCACUCCCAUCAUCGAUAUGGUCGAGUCUAGACUUGGGGGUGGCACGCUAGAGAGCGUCAAUAUUAGCCGUGUGAUAGCGAGGGAUUUCAGCGAAGACUCGGAAGUGCAGAGGAGACUAGCUGCUAUUAACGCAUUAUCCCAUGUCAAGGUUGAUAUCCAUCAACUCACCGUAGGAUCCCAUUUCUCUGGUGGACCAUACCUGUAUUGGUGACGCAUACCAAGUUCGGGAAAUUAUGGUGUCUAUAUAACCCUUGCGGGCGAAUUGUUCAUCAUCACAGGUUCUUUCGCUUGUUUUCUUCAUGUUUAGAACUACUUCUCUCGUGGAUAAUAAGACGUACGGAGUGCCCUUCUGCGAAGUUUUUCGUUGGUUAAUAGGGACGUUCCAUCUGGGAGACGCUGAUCUUAAUUAUCACCCGGUUUUCGUUCUGAGCUACAAGCGUGUAGUAAACUCUACCGGUGCUUCAUCAUUCAUGAGAUGGCCAUCAUGCACAAUGCUUGUAUUUCGUGGCGGUGGGCCUUUCCAGGGCCGUCUCGUCGAGACUUCAAGUCAACUUCAAGCGCUGUAGAAAACAGUCUUAGCGAGG
Desarmillaria tabescens is the source of this 1680-nucleotide messenger RNA. RefSeq lists its product as uncharacterized. The coding region runs from base 63 to 1307 and encodes 414 amino acids. Gene Ontology annotation, molecular function: protein binding. The record is from RefSeq and is a predicted model, not a curated record. NCBI's taxonomy places the organism in Eukaryota, Fungi, Basidiomycota, Agaricomycetes, Agaricales, Physalacriaceae. The transcript has 2 exons.